Molecule: messenger RNA, 3296 nt
Organism: Pelodiscus sinensis (Chinese soft-shelled turtle)
Lineage: Eukaryota; Metazoa; Chordata; Testudines; Trionychidae
Source: RefSeq, a predicted model, not a curated record
GUUCUAUGAUUCUAAGCUCCCUUGGGACAGUUGCUCUCCCCACCCUCUCUGUGCCCUGAUCUGCUCUGAUUUCACCCCCUGCGCAGGGUUUCCCGUUCCCAAACCUGAGCUGAUCGCCCGGCUGGAACAAGGGGAAGAGCCCUGGGUGCCAGACCGCCAGGCUGGGAAGGAAGGAGAGAUCCCGAGAGGCACCCGCACAGGUGAUGAAACCGUGAGUGUCAAGGAGGAAGAGGAUCCCAAUCAGGAAGUUGAUGUAGUGCGUGUAAAGGUGGAAGAGACUCAAUAUGAGGACGUUCCUGGGAAGACAGAACCGCAGGCGACCUUUGUGGGAAGAGCUGAAGGGAAUUUUUCCCAGUGCUUGGAACAGGGAGAAGCCUGGGGAAACUGGCUGAAGCCGGAGAGGCUGCUGGGAAGCCACCCAGUGAAGAAAGAGGAUGAAUCUGUUCCAUGUGGGGCAGGAGACGAGGUUCCCCCAUCCCAGGACAUAAAUCUAAAGGGAGAGAAGCACUAUUACUGCCUCCACUGUGGGAAAGGCUUCAGUGAGAGAUCCCACCUUGUCACACACCAGACAAUCCAUUCUGGAGAGAAACCCCUUCGAUGCUUGGCCCCUGCGAAAAUCAUCAGUAAUCACUCAGAGCUCGAUAGCUCGGGGAGAAGCCACGCAGGAGAGGAUCCCGACAGAUGCCUCAAGUGCUGGAACUGUUUCAUUUGGAAGUCAAUGUCCACCGUGCCCGAGGCCACGGACAGAGAGGAGCGACCACCUGUGUCCUUGGACUGCAGAGAAAGUUUCAGGGAUCAGUCAGAGGUCAACAAACAUCAGCCCCACCACACAGCAGAGCAACGACAAAAGUGCUCGGACUGCGGGAAGAGUUUUGAAGACGAAACGGCCGUUGUCGCCCAUCAGAAGAUCCACACUGGGGAGAGACCCCAUAAGUGCCUGGACUGCGGGAAAAGUUUCAAAGAAAGGAUCUUGAUAUCCAUAAUGAGCAACGAAGAAGAUGAAGCUAAAACUCACCAACAGGAAAAUAAACAAGAGACACCAACACCUUCAACCUCAAGUGCAACUCCUCCUAAGAAACUCAGAAGAAUAUGCCAGUAUAGUUCAAGCUGGGAAAACCUAUUUUCUUGGGUUGCCAUGGAUGAUUAUGACAGAAGUAAAGCCAGAUGUAAAAUGUGCAAUACAUCCUUUAUUAUAGCAUAUGAUGGCAUUAAGGCAUUAGCACAACACGCUGACUCUCGUAAACAUGCGAAAACUGUGCAAGCUGCUCCCGCUUCCCAGAGAACGAACUCUUCCUUCGUUAUCAAAGACAGUCCACAAAGUGACCAAGUAACUGUUGCUGAGUUGACUCACAUUUACCAUGGAGUGAAGCAUCACAUCUCUUUUCUUGCUCAAGACUGCAGCAUCAACGUUAUGAAACAAGUACUUAAAGAUUCUGAAAUUGUCAAGAAAAUGGCAGCUGGGUGCACAAUCGCUUCUGCUGUUGUUAACAACGUUUUAUAUCCUUUCUCAAUAGAGCUGUUUUUAAAUGAUUUAAAGAAUAGCACGCCAUUUUCGGUUGCCACCGAUGCAUCUAACAAAGGAAACUGCAAAUUCUUUCCUGUGGCUGUACAGUAUUUUACACCUCAAGAAGGACUGUGCUUCAAAAUCUUAGAUUUUUACGAAAGUGCAUUUGAAGAUCCACAGUCCAUAAAAGAUCAAUUGUGUCACGUGCUGAAUGAAAAAGGACUAUCAUGGACAAAUGUUUCAGCAUAUGGAGCAGACAACACUUCAGUGAAUUAUGGCGUAAACAAUUUGGUUUUUCAAAAAUUAGCCGAGCAAGAGAAUGAAAAUAUUAUUGCAGCUCACUGUAUUAAUCACAUUUUGCAUAACUGUGCCAAAUAUGCUUUCAAAGUUCAAACUUUUGACAUUGAAAACUUAGUUUUAAAAGUGUUUGCUGAAUUUUCGAACUCGGCUAAAAAACGAGAAGAGUUGAAAGAUUUUUUUGAAUUUUGCGAGGUUGAGUUCCCCGAAGUCUUGAGGCACAUUCCAACACGAUGGCUUAGUUUGUUUAAUGCAGUCGAGCAAUUGUUGUUGAACUGGCAACCACUAAAAGCUUAUUUUCUUUCACUCGGCUCUGACGAUUGCCAUGUGGCAAUAUGGAAUAUUAUUUCUGAUCAGGAAGACGAAAUGGCAAGCGAUGAACAACCAACUCUUUCUGAGCUGUAUCUUUAUUUCACUCACUAUUUCAUGUCACAAUUCCAAGAUACAUUGCUCAAAUUGGAAAACCGAUCAACACUUUCUUGUGACCUUUAUUUGAUCAUGGAAAAGUUCUGUAAUUCCUUGAGAAAAAAAAUUGAUGAUAAGUUUUUUGGUAUGAAAGUUACAUUCGCAUUUCAGAAGGACUAUUUACCAGUUCAUGUAAUCAAUAAAUUUACCUCUGAAGCACUGAAUGUGUAUACAAGAGCCCUCAAAUAUUUGGAGAAGUGGUUUCCUUUUGAAAAUUCACCAUAUCGUGUUCUGAGCGCUUUGAGUUUGGCUAAUCGUGAAAAAUCUCCUUCUUUUGAUGAAGUAAUUCAAAUCUGGAUGCUGUCACCAUGGAAAAAAGAGCUCCCUCCAAUUUCUCUUUAUGAGGAACUCGGUGCCUUGGACAUGAUGUUCACUUCCCUUGAGGGCACAACAUCUCUUGAUAAGUGGAAAUAUUUUUUCAACAAAGAACCUGCUGCUCCAAAUUUGUUAAAGCUGGUUCAAUAUUGUGUUUCAAUUCCUGUGUCAAAUGCCGGUGUGGAAAGGAUUUUUAGUGUCAUGGGUAAUCUAUGGACUGAUGAAUGCAAUAGAUUGAGCCUCGAGUCAGUAAGAAGUGAAAUUUGUGUUUUUUUUAAUAUACCUUUUACCUGUCUGGAAGCCAAAGAUGAGUUUUUGAAAAAUAAAAAAUUGAUUAAAGCCGCACAAUCUAAUGUAAAAUAUAUGAUGUAGAUCAGUGUUUCUCAACCUUUUUAAAUAAAGUACCCCUUUUAAAAAAAAUUAGAAGUACCCCCAGUACGUACAGUCUUCAGACACACACAAUUUUUGUUUACCAUUGCCGCACAUUUGUUUAAACAACUUAAUUAUAGCUAGGCAGGCGAUGACAUUUUUGGGUGUAAAAAGUAAAAAAAUAAUAAAGCGUUGUAAAAAGUAACACAAACAUUCACUUUUCUCCAAAUUUGAGCUGUGUUGAUGUACCCCCCCAGACUUCUCUCGAGUACUCCUAAGGGUGCUUGUAUCACUGAUUGAGAAACACUGAUGUAGAUUGCUGUCAAUAAAAUUCCCAUUGGUUGUU